AUGUUACCAAGCCAGGCCGGGAACGGCGCUGCUGCCCUGCCCCGGAGCUCGGUCAUGGGCAUGGCGCGGACGUCCUCUGGCCGGCCAGGCGCUGGGAUCCCGCGAGGAGCUAACGGCGGUGGUGCAGGCGUCCGGGGGCCCGGCAAUGGGACGGGCCCGCCUAGUGGCCAGGGGCCGGUCGGCAGCCGCCUCGAGCGGGAGCGAGACCGGGACGUGGCGGCGGCAGCUUCGGCGGUGGGCAGCGGUAGCGAGGGCGAGUCAGACUCGGCCGAAGACGAGGAGCUGGGGGGCGAUCGGCGCGGGAUGAAGCGGACUUUGGGCGAAAUGGAACUCGUGGGGCAUGAGGCGGCGGUGGCGGCGGCGGCUGCAGCAGCUGCGGCGGCGGCCGGGGGCUACGGCGGGGUGAGCGGGGCGGUGAGCGGCGCCAAGCCCGGCAAGAAGACCCGCGGCCGCGUCAAGAUCAAGAUGGAAUUUAUCGACAACAAGCUGCGGCGCUACACCACGUUCAGCAAGAGGAAAACGGGCAUCAUGAAGAAGGCCUAUGAACUUUCCACCCUAACGGGCACUCAAGUGUUGCUGCUGGUGGCCAGUGAGACAGGCCACGUCUACACAUUUGCCACACGGAAGCUGCAGCCCAUGAUCACCAGCGAGACGGGAAAAGCACUGAUCCAGACAUGCUUGAACUCUCCUGACUCCCCUCCUCGGUCAGACCCAACCACUGAUCAGCGCAUGAGUGCUACGGGCUUUGAGGAGACAGACCUCACUUAUCAGGUGUCCGAGUCGGACAGCAGUGGAGAAACAAAGGACUCCCUGAAGCCUGCCUUCACGGUCACGAACUUGCCAGGGACGACGUCAACCAUCCAGACGGCACCCACCACCUCCACCUCCAUGCAGGUCAGCAGUGGCCCCUCGUUCCCCAUCACCAACUACCUUGCGCCAGUCUCUGCCAGCGUCAGCCCCAACACGGUCACCAGUGCCAACGGGACGGUGCUGAAAACCACUGGAACCAGUGCGGUGGCCUCCGGAGGGCUAAUGCAGAUACCCACCGGCUUCACCCUCAUGUCAGCAGGUGCUCCACUCCCUCCUGGGACCCCUACCAUUCCUCUCACUCAGUUGCAGCCGCACUCGCUGGCCCUCUCCAGCCAGCAGGGCCAGGUGGCGGUCGCAGGCACCCCUGGACAGCUGCAGCAGGCACAGCAGACAGUCUUCCGAUUUCCAGCCUCAGCCGGAGGGCAGUUUGUGUCUCUGACAGCAGAGAGUUUGGGAGAAUAUUGUAUGAAUUUGAUUUCCGGCGGUGUUAGAGGUGGUGCUGUGGCUCAACAGGUCCCCGUGCAAGCUAUCCAGGUGCAUCAGGCCCCCCAGCAAACGUCUCCCACGACUGACAGCAGCACUGACCUCACCCAGACCUCUUCCAGCGGAACAGUGACUCUGCCAGCGACGAUCAUGACUUCAUCUGUGCCAACCACGGUGGGAGGUCACAUGAUGUACCCCAGUCCUCACACGGUGAUGUACGCUCCUACGUCAGGCCUCACGGAUGGUGGGCUUGCGGUUCUCAAUGCCUUCUCCCAGGCACCAUCAGCAAUGCAGGUUUCACACGGGCAGGUGCAGGAUCAGGGUGGAGUCUCUCAGGUGUUCUUGACAGCACCUUCAGGGACAGUUCAAAUCCCAGUCUCAGCUGUCCAACUUCAUCAGAUGGCUGUUAUCGGGCAGCAAUCCAGCAGCAGCACCAACUUGACAGAACUGCAGGUGGUCAACUUGGACACGUCACAUAGUUCUAAGAGUGACUGAGCAACUCUGGGGGUGGGGGGCAGGCGGGCGGGCGGACACCUGGCACCCACACCUGCAGCAGCUGCCGCCGUGGUGCUUUGCGCUGUGCAUGGCCCCAGGAUCUAUGGCACUCCUCCCGGCAGCACCCGACACCAGGAUCUCGGCGGUCCCUCUUUUUAUAUGGACUCCGUCACUUAUUUAUUGUUGCCUUUUUCACGUUUUCUUCUCACUCUUUACACACACACACACACACACACACACACACACACACACACAUUAAACGUGGCUGCGAGGCCAGCAGCAGGUAGCGGAGCCUGGACUACAGGGAGAGGAUGGGGAGAGGUUUGCAUUUGAGCACUGCAUUUCCUUGUGCUUUUGUUUUGUCCGAGGUUCUCCCCCCACCCUUCCUCACUCCAGCCAAAGAAACUGUCUCUCACAGGUGGGAGUGCUUGCUCUGCCGUGUACAUAACACUCCUCCUGUUUUCCGUUGCCCAGUGCGGGAGUUCUCCCUCCCCUCUUGCUCACCACCGAAUGGCCAUGACCUUCCCCAGCUUUUUGCCACCACUGGGCAGAGCAACCCAGGCAGUCUGGGAGAAGUUGGAAUGCAGAAGGACUUGAAGCUAUCUUCAAAAGGGAGCCUCUUGUCAGACGUGGACAUUUCUUCUUCUCCCCCCCCGCCCCCUCCCCUUUUAAAAUUAACCCACUUUGAGGCAGAAGGGCAGCCCUUUCUCCACCCCAUUCGCAGUUCAGGUUCUUCUAGCUGGCUGCAGUAUUGUGCCUUCAAGCAAUCAGUGAUGCAUUGUGGGCUAACCCUGUUGGUGGCCUUGCCUUUUUUUUCUCGGCUUGCAAAGCGGGGUGGUUCCGACUGGUGUCCACCCUGGUCUCUGCUGGGGCAGUCAGGAACGGGAUGAGGAGAGGGCAGAAGGCAGAGCACCUUUACUCCCCCACCCCACCCCCGUUCCUCGCUAGGAACAUUGUGUGGCUGACUGUUGGCCACAUGGCACACGAGGCAACCACUUUGUGCCCGUUGAACCUGGCGAUGUUUUCUCAGCCCCACUCUGCCCUUCUUGGGAUCACAUCCAGCCAUUCUCAACCCCAGCAACUACGCCUGCUCCUGGCCUCGUGUGGCACUUUGUGGGGGACAUCCCCUUGGUCAGUGUUUCUCCAGCGCUUUCCUCUGGGAAGGAAGAGGAGUUGAGCCACAAUCCGUUUUAAUUAGGCAAGAGUGUAAAGGAAAGGACACAAAUAGAGAGAGCUCUAUUUUUAUAAGUUUUAAACUCAACAGGCCUCCCCGAAGGCUGCUGCGCUCACAACCGAGACAGCUGGGGAGGCAAUAAUCAAAGUUCGUCCAAGGUGCUGUUUCAGGCCGCCCUGAAAGAAGAUGGGCGUUGUCGCCAUCCAGGACGCUUGGCCUGCUUCGGCCAGGAGGGUGCCCUCUUGAGGCCUGCUGUUGCUAAGUUGGGACUGGGGAGGUGGGACAAGGCAGCAAGGCGGGUGGCGGAAUGCCCUUCCCACGUGGCAAGUGUGUGGUGACGAGUGGGGGGGGGUGGAGUCCAGGAGUGACGGCCGCUGCUGUUGCGCCAACGUGCUCGUGAAGACUUCUGGUCAUGCUGAUUCAGACAUGAGGUUUGGAGUGAACAAAUGCAAAAAGAAGAAGAAAGAAAGAAAAAGGGAAAAGCUGCAGGGCUAUUAGAUCUGCAAAGCAGAACAGCAGAAGGCUGGUGGCUGUGGGGUGGCAGAGGAUGAUGAACUAUCCUGCUGAUGGGAGAGCUCUGCCCGUGGAUAGUGGCUUGCACACAAUCAUGCACUUCAUUCUCACCCAGCGGAAGGGGGCGGGGGCGUUCUUCGUUCCGCCCCCGCCGGGAAAUCGGGCCUCAGUUAUUGUGAGCAGCUCAGCAGUUUUGGCCCCCACCCCCCCGCCUCUCCAAGGACCAGCUUUGGAGUAAGGAGGCUGCAGAUAUUUAAAGGAAGGAAGCAGCUACUGUAACUUUUCUUUUUUAAUUAAAAAACAAAAGAAGCCUUGAAAAAAAAAGACUUUAUUUUUCUAAGUGUUAAACUCAGUAUUUAUGUAAUUCUUAAAGGAAUUAAAGUCUGGCUCCUGUACAGUUUUCAUGGGGUUUGUACUGAGCAAGGGGAGAAUGGGCCAUGGGUUGGGGAGGGGUGGGGAAGAAGAGGAAAGGGGCCUUUUUAAUUUGUAUUUUAACCUUUUGAAAUUAUUUCCAUGAACAUUAGCGUUUAAACUGGCCUCCUGUCUCAAGCACUGGGGUCAGGCUUGGUGGGAAGGAUCAGCCAGUGGGGAAGGAAGCAUUGUGUGUGGGUUUUCCAACUUUAGUUCACUUGGCCGCAUUCUGGAAAUCAAGCCUGCCCUGACUCAGACCAGGUCUGCAGAUGCAGCAAACUGAGGUGUAGGAUGGGCUGUGCCAACUUCAGAGGAUCACCUUCUUUCAAUGCUCCCUUGCGUGAAGAACUCCCUGCGAGCAGAAAGUUAGCACAAUAGGAAGCAAGCUGGGCUAUAACAUUUCUCCCUGAUGUGCUAGCCUUUUCCUUGCAAGAAGUGCGUGUUUUUUAACGUUGGGAGUACUUGGAAAGUUUGUCCUGGCUGCGGUUUGAAGGGACGUGGCCUACUCUAACACUUCAGGAUUCUGUAGCUGUGUAGAUCAGGCCUCAACCAAUAUGUAUUUAACGGUACUUCUCUGGCAUCCAGCAACUAGAAGAAAGCAGUUAUUUUUGUUAGAUGGGAAGAUGGGCCGAAGGAGGAACCAAAGCAUCUUCUUGUUCUGACUCCCCUGCCUCUUCCCCCAUCUCCAGGCAGGGUCCCUCAAAAUAGUCUUGUAAAUUUAAUUCACAAGCAAGACUGCCCCUUGGAUUUCACAGGUGCCCCACAGUGUUCUAGCCAGACGGUCAUUAUCUGGAUGUUCUUACAUGUAUUUAGUUUUUGUUGCCUGCUGUCUAGUUUGCAGCCCCUUCCUAGGGAUGUGCAGUUAAUGAUAUGGACAACCCCGAUCCCCUGCGUCUGUUGAAAAAGGAUUUUUUAAAAUCUUGAUUUAUUGCACCAAUAUAUUUUGCAGAGGAAGCAGAGUAUGUCAUCUUCUAAAAUAUAUAGAUGCCAUAAAUCAAGAUGCUUAACCAGUUUUCCAAUCCUAAAAAGUUUCUUUAGAGCUUUUGGUCCAAUAUUUGUAAGGCUAGCUCAGGUUCUAGGUAAUCUGGGUACCUGCAGGCCAUUUUUACCGAGCAGUAACUUACCACUGUGUGCAUGCAACUGCUUGCUAAGCUGGUGGAACAGCUGGUCUGCCUACACAUCUGCUCCUGGACAGAAGUCUGGGUAAAGUAGGGCAGCUGUGAAGUUCUCCCCAUGGCAGGCUGAUAACAAAAGAGUGCUUUCUCGGCAGUUGCACCUUGUGGUAAGUUCACCUCUUGAGGAGGUGGAGGAAAAAUAAUUUCUGUGUGCAGAAUUUGUUUCAAUCUGUGGGGAAGUAUUACGGAGAGACUAUUUGGGAUAGAGGCAUGUCUACAAAGCAGGACUUCUCUAAUCAUGUUGCUAGCUCAAGAGUUUCCUGCUGAAGAGGGACAAGAAGCCACGUGCACUCAAUGGGUGCUCUGUUUUAAAAUCCCCCUCCGUAAUCCUGAUUUCCAGUGAUUUGGAUCUUGCUCCAUAGAUCCCCACUCCUUUUGUUCGCCUACAAAAGCACCCACAGGUUAAACGCUAAUGUUGCAUGUAAUUUUAAAGUGUUGAGUUGUAAGAACACUUAUCAGGGAUGAAACGGCAUUUAUUGUGUGGUGACCUUUUUAGUUCACACUUUACAGAUCGUUUGGGGUUUUGUGUGUGUGUGUGUGCGUGCGUGCGUGCGUGCGUGAGUGGCUGUGUGUGUGGUUUGUUUUCCAGGGUUUGUGUUUCUGGAAGGAUGUGACAGUAAUCGCAGUACUAUGUACAGAGCUUUCUUUUAUAUUAAAAACAAAACAAGACAAAAAACCUCUUUCAAUAAAUGUAUCAUUUUGUGCACA
Hemicordylus capensis (graceful crag lizard) is the source of this 5769-nucleotide messenger RNA. RefSeq names its product serum response factor (gene SRF). The coding region runs from base 1 to 1788 and encodes 595 amino acids. The transcript is spliced from 9 exons. Gene Ontology annotation, biological process: positive regulation of transcription by RNA polymerase II. The record is from RefSeq and is a predicted model, not a curated record. Gene Ontology annotation, molecular function: DNA-binding transcription factor activity, RNA polymerase II-specific; serum response element binding; protein dimerization activity. Lineage: Eukaryota; Metazoa; Chordata; Lepidosauria; Squamata; Cordylidae.